UUUAGAAUAAUUUUUAAUGUUUACUAUAUACAUAUGAAAAUAUUUUUAUUUAUUUUGCUAUAAUAUGUGCUAACUCAGUCUCAUAAAAAUUUUUUUAAUGAACUAAUUACAAACAAAUUGGUAAAUAUUAUUACAGAAUACAUUUAAAUGACUAGUAGGCUACUACCUGCAAUAGUCCACGAAGUAUUGGAUAAUUUGAGAAAAAAUUAUGAAGAACGAUCUUGUGUUGAAGAAUUAUUAUUAAGCUUGAACUCGGUUUUUGGUUCUACAUUGACUGAACAUGCUCUUGAACUAAUUGAUGAUGGUAGUGUGUUUUUAAUUGUAAGUCAUUUACGAAGCAUACUUCAAAUAGUUGGCUCAAGAGGUGAUAUUUAUACAAUAAUGGAAACAGCUAACUUUUGCACAUGCAAUUUUUUCAAGCAUCAAGUAUUAAAAGAUAAAGCAUUGUGCUGCAAACAUUUUUUAGCUGCUAAAGUAGCAUUAAUUUUAAGAAGUUUUAAAACCAAAAAUGAAACACCUGAAGGUAUAACUUCAAUUAUGAUUUCUGCAUAUAGUAAUCAAGAAUUUUAAUGAACAAGUAUUAUUUAUAAUGAAUAGUUUUAAAUGCAAUGAUAUAUUUUAUAUAUAUUAUAAUUAAAUUGUACAAACAUAAUACACAUUGUAUUAUAUAGUAUUGAUAUAAAAUGGAAAAACAAAUGUAAAAAUACUUUUCAUUGAAUAAAUGUUGAGAUAAUUUUGUAA
Molecule: messenger RNA, 741 nt
Organism: Metopolophium dirhodum (rose-grain aphid)
Lineage: Eukaryota; Metazoa; Arthropoda; Insecta; Hemiptera; Aphididae
Product: zinc finger SWIM domain-containing protein 7-like
Exons: 1
Coding region: 148-570 (140 amino acids)
Biological process (GO): double-strand break repair via homologous recombination
Cellular component (GO): Shu complex
Molecular function (GO): zinc ion binding
Source: RefSeq, a predicted model, not a curated record